Messenger RNA from Polypterus senegalus (gray bichir), 4640 nucleotides. Its product is annotated as metalloproteinase inhibitor 3-like. Lineage: Eukaryota; Metazoa; Chordata; Cladistia; Polypteriformes; Polypteridae. The record is from RefSeq and is a predicted model, not a curated record. Gene Ontology annotation, cellular component: extracellular matrix. Gene Ontology annotation, biological process: negative regulation of membrane protein ectodomain proteolysis; negative regulation of endopeptidase activity. The transcript is spliced from 5 exons. Gene Ontology annotation, molecular function: metalloendopeptidase inhibitor activity; protease binding. Bases 158 to 802 code for a protein of 214 amino acids.
CAGAAGCGCAGCAGUCAGCGUAAGGAGCUUGCUGUGAGCUUCAAGUGGAAGUACUGAAGAGGGGACUCAGCUGAGCUUUUGACUGAAAACAGAAUAGGCAAAAAGCAAAACAGUCUAACUUUUUAAAGAACAGCAAAAAUUUAAAUCUGAGGAGAGAAUGUCACCCACUGUACACCUACUGCUCGGCGGGCUUGUCCUGCUAUGCAGCUACAGGCUGGACAAACUCACAGAGGCUUGCUCGUGUGCCUUGUCACAUCCUCAAGAUGCCUACUGCAGCUCUGACAUAGUAAUCAGAGCCAAGGUGGUGGGAAAGAAGCUGCUGAAAGACGGACCUUUUGGUACAAUGCGCUACACUGUCAAACAGAUGAAAAUGUACAAGGGGUUUAACAAAAUGAAACAUGUCCAGUAUAUUCACACAGAUGCAUCUGAGAGUCUCUGCGGAGUUAAAUUUGAAAUGAAUAAAUACCAAUAUCUCAUCACUGGCAGAGUAUAUGAUGGAAAGGUCUAUACAGGACUCUGUAACUUCAAUGAGAAGUGGGACAGGCUGACUCUUGCCCAAAGGAAAGGUCUUAACCAUCGCUAUCAGCUAGGCUGCAACUGUAGGAUUAAACCCUGCUACUCUCUGCCCUGCUUUGUGACUUCAAAGAAUGAGUGUUUGUGGACGGACUUGCUUUCUUACAUUGGCUACCCGGGGCACCAGUCUAGGCACUAUACCUGUAUCCAACAGAAAGAAGGUUUCUGCAGCUGGUACAGAGGAUGGGCACCACCUGACAAAACCAUCAUCAACGCAACUGACCCCUGAGAAUCUUCCCCUUUCACUCUGAUUACCAAUGGAAGUCAGUGGGACUCUUCAUCAAUUUGGUGACAGAGUGCCAAAUAUGUGGCUGUUUCCUAGCAGAGUUAGCACUUCAAACAUACAUGUACAAGCUACAUAAAUCACCUUCAGGCUGUAUUUGUUUACCUGAAUGUAUAUUUGCUUUAAAUCAGUGGGCUCCACAUUUAACUAACUUGCUUAAUGAGUGAGAAAACAAACAUACAAGUUUGCCAUCUAGACAGAUGACAGUUUUGAACGCUUUGAGAAAAAAAAAUGUCAGAUCGGUAUCCUGUGAAGAGCGCUUGUAAUGUCUUAACUUUCUGGAAAACAAACAUAUAACUAGAAGAAAAAUCUGUUAUUUAAGGUGAUGUGCGGUACAUCUGUUUAGUUUCCUUCAAAUCUUCAAUCUAAUAUGGCAAUCUGAUUGAAAAGACUAAGGCUCAUUUUUGUACAAGGCAAUAUCUAAUAUGUAUGUACAUUAUGUACUGAGGUUGAGAUUCUUACUUCAAGUCACCCAUUUAUGUCAGAAAAUAAUUAUCAUUUUUUAGACAUGAUUAAAAACUACAGCUGUAGAGUAUUGUUUUAUAAAUAUAUAUUUUAUUAAAAAAUAUAUCACAAUGUGCCAUAUGUACGGUAUUUAUUACUGACUGCUAUCAUGCACCUAUCACAGCAUGUGCUGAACAAUGUUUUUCCACAAAAAUGUGUUUAUUCAAAUUCUACAUCUUUGAGGAAUGUCACUGCAAACAGAGCUCAACAUUUUGUCUUGGUUAGAAACUUACUGUAAGUAAAAAAGUAAAAAAAAAUCUAUUUCUUUAAACAUUCUGGCAAAGCAAGCAAUGUUUCCAUUGAAAAUGCAGAGUUCUUUUCAUGUCCAAAAAUGAGAUAUGUCUAAGGGCCAAAUGUGAAUUAAUAUAAAUCUUCACAAAUAAAUUAACUUGGUGUAAGCCUAAAAUAUAACACAGUUGGUCUCCAAUUGCAUUACUCUGCAAUUUUGCACUGCUAUAAUCAUUUAUCAAAUAAAUUAAGCUCUAUUUAUGCUGAAAUAUGUAUUUAGUCAAUAUUCAUUUAGUUUAUAUAGUUAAUGUACAGAGACGGUAAAGUGAGAUUGCAUGGAUGCUGGCAAGAUAUAACCAUAACACAUUUGCAGACAUAAAUAAACACAGCAGGCUAAGCAGGGUAGAAAAUAAGUGACUGUAGCCAAAAAGUAGUGUCACACUCUCCAAAAACAAAAAUAUAGAGCUGGCUGGAAAGACGAUUUACAAUACUAACAAUUUUGAAAGGAAUUUCAUUUUUGGCUAAGCACUUUACUCCAAGGAUAUGGGACAGGAAAUUGUGUGAAAUUUCAGCAGUCACUCCAAAUGUGAAUCGGUCAAAUUUAUUUGUGUAUCAUUAGACCUUGGGAGGUGGAGACUCUCCACCUUGUACCUUCUUUUUCAUUGAUAUCUUCUGUGCACCUUGAAAGAGCAGCAGUUGGUCUUAAAGUCAAGUACCUCCCCUCAUGUCUGUAGAGGACAUUACAUGACUAGGGUUCCCCAUCUAGAGAAGUUGCUCUGGACCUUUGCAAAAUAGCGCUUGAGGUUGUUGUUGAACUCUUCCUCUGGCCAAUUUGAGUUCUCUGACCUUGGCUCAGCUGGGAGUACAGGACUGGUCUUGAGAGAUGGGAGUUGGGUAUUCUGAUACAGUAGCUUGGACAGUGGAGUUCAUUCUGCAAGAAUAAUGGCUUUAAAGUUGACCGCCUUUGCCUUGGUCAGGAUGCAGGAAAUAGUGAUGGGUCAUUCAUUUAAAGGUGUAACAGAAAGAAAUGUCCAAAGAAUAUUGCUAAAAAGUUUUUAAAUCCCCUAAGAAACAUUUCAGUCUAAGUCUAAUCCUCAAAAGCCUGCAUGAAAGUUUCUUAGUUUCUUAAAUAAAUUGUAGUAACUCCACAUAAAUGGCUGAUUUAUUAUAAACUCCAAUGCAAUUAUACCUUUUGUGCAAAGCAUUGAAAAUGUUGAGCCCUGACAGAGGCAUUCACUCAGUUAAUACUUGUAUCAUAUUCCUGCUGUAUGGUCAUUUAAAACAGAAAGAAGCAAAGAAAGAAGAAAUAAGCCAAAUGUAUUGACUGAAAUGUAUGAAUUAUAUAAGCUAAGUACUGGAAGGCAUGAAAUGAGGAAAAAACUUGACCUAGCAUUUAGUCACUACCUUUUCAAUCAUAACCCAAGUUUCUGAUCUGAGGCAACCUCAUCAUUUAAAUUUUUGCUUACAAAAUGCUUCAUAUUGUGCAAAGUUAAAGUUGAAAAAAGGCAGAGUGGCAACACAACACAAAGGUACUUCUCAGUCCUUAUUUCAUGCCUUGCGUACAAGAAAAUAAGCAUUCCAAAUGGUAUUAGAUGUGAACUGGAGGAUUUAUAUAUAAAUAUAUAUAUACAGUAUAUAAAUAUAAUAUAAGAAAAUUGCAUUUCUUUUGAGCAUUUUAAUUCAUGAUGAAAUGGGUGGAAUAAUAUAUUGUCACAUAUAGAGUUUGUAGGCUACUUUUGUUUUCUUAGUCACUGUAUAGUGUGGACUAUCAAUCAUUGUCCUGACUCCAUUCCUUUCCUGGCAAACAGAGGUGUUGAGAAACAAUAAUGACACAGCCAUGGUGGCAUUACUUUUAGCUGGAUGACCUCUGCUCAGCGCAACAUCAAUCAAGGAUGAUUGAAAAUAUAAACUCUUCUGGGUUUAAGAGCUCAAAGCAGAUUUGGCAUUUUUUUUCCUGAGCUAAGCUCUAAUAAACAGAGAAGUGCCAUUGGAUCUUUAAAUCCAAUGACAGAUACAGUACCACACAGGCAGGCUCAAAGACCCUGAUUAUUGCAUUCACUUACACUGUACACCAUUGCUUUUGAUUUCAGUUUUUGUUAAUUUGGCUCAGGUUUGUACAAAGUCAGAAACCAACUGAACAGCAAGAGGAAAAGAGGGUAACUAGCCUUUGAGUGAACAAUACAACACAAAUAAAAGUGUUCCUACUUUCCUACCUAUGGAGGGUUGGCUCCUCUGGAGUGUUCUAAAUGACUGGCAGUCAUCCUUGCCUCAGUAACUGAAACACACUUAAGUGAUAUGCCAUUUAGGGCACAUUUAUCUACGUUUCUCUUUUUUUUCUUGUGUACUUGACUAACUAAGCCUUUUAAUGAGAACUACUAUAUAAGUUAAAUAAUACUAUUCAUUACUUUUGUGAUAGUAGUUCACACAAAGAACCCGUUUAAUUUUUAAUUCUGAGGCACACAAGCAUCCUCUUCAACAAAACCCUGGAAGGGUCUCUGUUAUUUGGAAGACCAGCACUAAAAUAGCUUCUAAUCCACACAAAGUAUUGAACCAAAUAAGUGGCUAAAGUGCAGCAUACUGUGCCAAACAGGGACUUCUUUAGUUGCUCCUUCUUCAGACUUGUAAUUCAAAUCCUAGUGAUUAGAAAGAAUUCCUCUUACACCGUUACAUAUAACUGGGUAAUGUCAUCCAAAAGCUUGACCUGCCUCACAGCUUGCCACUCUGGGAGGUAGUGCAACGCUCAAUAUAUUUUAUAUAAGCUGCUGUCAUCAUGGUUUCUACAACUAUUUUGGUCUAUGUAUGUGUGUAAAUAAAUGUCUUGUUCUUAGUCUCUGUGUGUGUAUUGAGAAGGCUGGAUAUCAUGUGAGGUCUUGGGGGUCUGUUAACCAGAAGUUCACAACUGGUGUGAAUCUAUGAAAAAUGCAGAGCCAGGUUGGCACAAAUGUAAAAUUAUUACUGGGGCAGCCAUUUCAAAAGUAGUAUAAAUUGUCCUUUUAAUCUCUUUGUUUUAUAUUUUUAUAAUAAAGCUAUAAUAAAAAAGAAUAAUUCUCAA